Messenger RNA from Myzus persicae (green peach aphid), 729 nucleotides. RefSeq names its product zinc finger BED domain-containing protein 5-like. NCBI's taxonomy places the organism in Eukaryota, Metazoa, Arthropoda, Insecta, Hemiptera, Aphididae. The record is from RefSeq and is a predicted model, not a curated record. Bases 1 to 729 code for a protein of 242 amino acids. The transcript is spliced from 2 exons.
AUGUUGGGCAUUCAUUCUGGUUUCCAAACAUUAAUGAAAGAAGUUGCUCCAUUUGCAUUAUUUAACCACUGCAUUAUCCACCGUUAUGCUUUGGCAAUGAAAACUCUUCCAUCUGAUUUAAUGGACACAUUUACUCAUGUAGUGAAAAUUUUUAACUACAUCCGAAGUAGUACGACAAAUACAAGAAUUUUUAAGGACUUAUGUAAUGAAAUGGUAGGAAAAUUCGACGUCUUGUUGUUCCACACAGAGGUACGUUGGUUGUCGAGAGGCAAGGUGUUGCACCGAGUGCUUGAGCUCCGAGAAGAAAUUGCUUUGUUUCUAGAAAGGAAAAAAUCAGGGAAGGUAAAGGAGAAAGAGUUUCACGCUCAAAUAACAGAUAAUGUAUUUAUUUCUAAACUGGCAUAUCUUGCGGAUUUCUUCGGAGAAAUAAAUACACUUAAUCUCAGUUUGCAAGGAAAUAUGACGAAUAUUUUAACUGCUCAAGAUAAGGUUGCCAGUUUUCUUCGUAAAUUAGUCAAAAUGUUAUUUAAUUUGUAUUUAAUAACAGCUUACGAUGGUACUUACUGGUCGUUGAUAGAAAUUCAUGAAAUAUCUGAAAUUGAAAAAGAAUGUAUUGAAUAUAUUACAGGAUCGGUAGUUAAAAAAUGUAUAAACAAGUAUCCAUACUUGGGAGAAAAGGUUUAUCAUUGUGACGACAACAAUUCAAGUUUGACUGAAAAAAUUACAUAA